Boleophthalmus pectinirostris (great blue-spotted mudskipper) is the source of this 2740-nucleotide messenger RNA. RefSeq names its product microtubule associated protein 10 (gene map10). The transcript has a single exon. Gene Ontology annotation, biological process: cytoplasmic microtubule organization; mitotic spindle midzone assembly; positive regulation of cytokinesis. The record is from RefSeq and is a predicted model, not a curated record. Gene Ontology annotation, molecular function: microtubule binding. Gene Ontology annotation, cellular component: centrosome; cytoplasmic microtubule; midbody. Lineage: Eukaryota; Metazoa; Chordata; Actinopteri; Gobiiformes; Gobiidae. Bases 98 to 2374 code for a protein of 758 amino acids.
AAGCUUAACAAAUUCGUCAGCAAGUUAGCCCAUUUAGCAGCGUGUUUACUGUGUUUUGACUCUAAAUAUGAGGUUGUAAAUACACGAAAGCCUUAAAAUGGAAACUUUAUUCUCAUUCGAGCUAUUGGUGGAUACGAUUCAGAUGGAUAUAGAAACAAAAGUGUCGGAGGAGCUAGCUGUAGCGUUGCGUCUGCUGGACUUUCCCACGCUUAUUAUUUAUCAACCAGAACACAAGGACGUGAUUGAAAAAAAAGGUGAAUAUACUUUUAAUAGAGGCAAGGCGUGUUUCUUUAAAAUGAACAUGGACACGCUGCAUAUGCAUUUGACAAGCACGCCUCUUUACGCAAUGGUUUUAGAUGUAAAAGAAGAAAUACCUAAGUUUAUUGGCAGCUCGCAUAUUUCUCUCUCCAAAAUCAUGAACAAAAUAAAACAAGAUGUAUCUGAACGAAGUAUUUCUACUCCUUCUUCCCAUGGACAAAGAGGAACUGUUGGAAUAUCUAACCUCAAGGGAGAGAAAGUUGGAACAAUUUUCCUCAGUUAUAAACUUCUGAGCCUGGGAAGUAGCUUAAUGCCACAUGUAAAUGAUAAAGUGGCCUCUACAAACAUGGACACAUGCUUGAAAGACAAAAUCAACAAAGUAGAAGUUGAUGAAUUGCAUGUAAACUCUGAAAAUCUGCAGGAAUCAGAUCAGGGUGAAGGCUGUAAGCUUUCCAAUAAUGAGGAAUCCAUUAUACAGGACACAGUUCCCCCAGAAUACCAAGAAACAGACAGUUAUGGGGAAGACUACAUGUCAGUAUUUUGCCCACCUCACCUUUAUUAUAAUAAUACAGCCAGUGAAAGAAAAAAAUAUGAAGAGGAGAGCCGUAAACUACUGCAAUCAAACCUAAAUCCUAUUAAAUUUGGAGAUACAGAGGAUGAGAUUGCUGAAACUGUGCACUUAAAGGAACAGAUGCCUAACGCUGCAAAUUCUAGCCAAGAAAAACAGCAACUUUCCACUGGUGAUGUGACCCCAAAUGUCAUUGGUCAGGCCUUACGACAGAUGCCUCUGCUCAAUGCUCUCCUUGUUGAACUUUCACAACUAAAUGCUCCCAAUGUCAAUCAACCUCUGACCGUUCACCCUAACCUGUCUUGGAUAUACAGACCCCCUUCCACAGAGUCUGCAACUGCUGAAAGAAACAGACCUAGAAAAUCACAAAAGGAAUCAAAAAGUAAUCAAGUUGCAAGUCCCAAAUCAAAAGAUUUAUACUCCCCGAGACACUGUUCCACGCCAAUACAAGGACAGAGGAAAAGUACUCCAAGAAAGAAGCUUAUAUAUGGGACAACAAAAUCAUUUGAUUUAAGGCUUAAGCUAAACUGUCCUGUUCUGAAACAAAGAGAAUGCAUGAACUUAUUUCAGGGGAAGACACAAAAUAAUACAAGCAAAGAGACACCGAAAAGUGUUAAAAAAUUCACAACUUUGGAAAAAAGGAGGUCUACACCAAGUUCAAAAUUGACUGAUAAUAUAGAGACAAUGAUGCAAAACAUUACAGUGAACUCAACAUCACGAGAAUCCAUUGUGGAGAAACAGAGAAAUAUGGAUGCUGCUGCUGCUGCUAAAUCUAUUGGGACACCACAUGGCGACACAAGCAUUUCUGGAAAAAAUCUGCUGAUUGAAAGUCCCUCGAGGCUAAUACACAUCCCUGCUAAUGUUGAGAGCGACAACAGCGCGAAAAUAAAUCAAUCAAGUCCUGACAACCACACAGGGAAAUGUUCAGGAAGUGGGAGCGGUCGUAGCAGCACAGAUUCUUCCCUUUCAGAUCGCAGCAUGGUAGAGGAGGACUACGCUGAUGACUUUAACAGCUUUGAAACAAGUGAUGUCUUAUCUCCAGACCCCCCAAGUCCUAGUCCAGAACUCCGAAGACAAAAGACAACAAAGACUCCUUCAGAUUUGGGUACAUCUUCAAACUCUAGCCCAGAAAUGAUCAAAAAGAAUCGUCGACCUGUGAUUCCAGUACCAAUUAAAGCAUCAAGAUCUCCACAGAGAGCACUUAGAGCAACUUAUACAAUUCAACGCCCAACUUUCGGGGUCAGUUUUUCUUCAGAAGAUGGAGACACAGGCAGGGCACCCUCAAAACUGUCUUCUUAUUUGGGGACAGAAGUUGGAGGCAGUGGCAGAGAGGAGGAGAGGAGCUCUGGAGAUAGCUUGAGAUCUACGGGAGAUCGUUGGAGUGAAUCAAAAAGUAGACAAAGUAUAAAACGGUUUUCAGAUGAGUCGUCAUUUGAACAGAAAACAGAGGAAGGAACAGAGGAUGAACUUGGGACUCUGGAUUUCAAAAAGGGCUGCAAGCAUAUUUCUGAGUUGGUAGCACAAAAACUACCAGGAUACACUAUGUAAAAUGAAAAUGCAAUGUAAGGUUAAUUGAAAAGAAAAUUGCUAAGAUAUAGGACUUGCUUGUGAAAAUUAAAGCCUAUAGUUAUUGUGUUCUUGAUCUUCAAACCUCUGUAAUACUAGCUAGUUCAAGAAUAUUACAGUUUUGUCUAUUUUUAUAUAUUGAUCUCUGUAUAGUGUGUACAGUAAAUCGCAAAGGUAAUGUGCAACCAUUCAUUGUAUUAGUUUGAAUAUAAACCCCCACAUGUCCGUCAAGUCAAAUACCAGCACCAACUCAAAUAUAAAUAACUGCUAAAUAUAUGCAAAUGUACUGCUAUUUUCAUUCAGAGUUUGGAGGUAAUAUUUUGAGCUGCCUGGAGCAAAAAGCAAAGA